AUGUCAAACUUUGUGAUGCCAGAUGUUGAGGACGAUUACAUUAGCUAUGCCUCGGGUCUAGAGCGUCACUUCCAAGAAACGGGCGAAAGACUAGCUCUUCUCAGCACGCCAGAGACCAGACUAAAGCAAGAAGCCGAGGCUGAAGCUGAAGCCAAAGCCAAAGCUGUAGCUGAGGCAUUGAGCAAACUCACAGAAAGAGAAGGAAGGAGUUCAGAAGAAGCUCUUCCCGAACGUCCUCUUGGCCUCAAAGCUAAACUCAAGAAGCUUCUCCCAGAUGCAUUAAGGAAGAGAGACUCGCACCCCAAAUCAUCCACUCUGCCCAAGAUCGUCCACGUCCAUCAAGUCGAUGAUCAACCAAUCCCUUCCGGUUCCGAAGAGGUCUUGGUUAUCAGCACGCCAGAGACCAGACUAAAGCGAGAAGCCGAGGCUGAAGCUGAAGCCAAAGCCAAAGCCAAAGCUGUAGCUGAGGCAUUGAGCAAACUCACAGCAAGAGAAGGAAGGAGUUCAGAAGAAGUGGUACACUUUACUGAUAUUUGCUUCCAUUUCCAUUGGCCCAACUCUCUACAUUUGAUUGACAACGAAGAUGAAGCUGAGAUCAAGUCCGAAGAAGAGGUAGAAUUUGAAAGCUAUGAAAACAAUCCAUUCUUUCCUCAGAAUGAUGGUAUUCUACGAUAUGAUGAAGAAUUUAGGGUAUACACCAAUAGAUUUAUAUAUGAUGGAAACGCGAAUCUAUACACUUAUAGGUAUUAUAUUUAG
This is a messenger RNA of Melampsora larici-populina 98AG31, 756 nucleotides long. RefSeq lists its product as uncharacterized. Bases 1 to 756 code for a protein of 251 amino acids. Lineage: Eukaryota; Fungi; Basidiomycota; Pucciniomycetes; Pucciniales; Melampsoraceae. The transcript is spliced from 5 exons. The record is from RefSeq and is a predicted model, not a curated record.